GCAUCAUUUGUAUCGAAAAAACACAGUGCAUCAUCAUCAUCUUCCGCUAAAGGAGCCGUUAGUCAAACACCCACAAAACCCCGGAAGCUCGUGGCUUCGUGGGUUUCGAGUUCAAGUACCACCCUUUUGGUUUCUGGUGCAGAUUGAGGUAUAAAUAGUCCGAGGAAAUCGAGUUUAUACCUGAAGAUUGAGACAACUAGUCUUGGAGUUGGUGACAUGGCUGAUGAGAAUGGUGUCAAUGGUGAUACCAAUAGUCAUGAAAACCAUGCCGAAGAAGAGAAAAGCUCAGCCCCCAUGAAUAAGGAUCAGCCAGCCUCAUCAGAUAGCAAUGGAGAUGAGAAAGUUGAAAAGAUUCCUUUUUCCAAGCUAUUCUCCUUUGCAGAUAAGACUGAUGUUAUCUUGAUGGUUGUCGGCACAAUUGGUGCCGUUGGGAAUGGUUCUUGUAUGCCUCUCAUGACGGUUUUGUUUGGAGAGAUGAUAGAUUCUUUUGGAUCUAAUCAAAAUAAAGACGUCGUCGCAGUUGUUUCAAAGGUCUCUCUGAAAUUUGUUUACCUGGCUGUGGGGGCAGGUGUUGCAGCAUUUCUUCCUGCAAGAAUUAGAGGCAUGUAUUUGAAAACAAUUUUGAGACAAGAUGUUGCUUUCUUCGAUAUGGAAACAAACACUGGAGAGGUUGUUGGGAGAAUGUCUGGUGACACUGUUCUCAUACAAGAUGCCAUGGGGGAGAAGGUCGGAAAAUUCUUGCAGCUGAUGUCAACAUUCAUUGGAGGAUUUAUAAUAGCAUUCAUCAAAGGGUGGCUUCUCACUCUUGUCAUGUUAUCCUCUAUUCCUUUGCUUGUGGCAGCUGGUGCAUCGAUGUCCAUCAUCAUAACCAAGAUGGCAUCCCGUGGACAAACUGCUUAUGCAAAAGCAGCAAAUGUAGUUGAACAAACAAUUGGGUCCAUUAGAACCGUCGCAUCAUUUACUGGCGAGAGGGAAGCUAUAACUAGUUAUAGUAAAUAUCUUGUAGAUGCUUACAAAUCAGGUGUUCAUGAAGGUUCAGCUGCAGGAAUAGGUCUUGGCUUGGUUAUGUGUGUUGUGUUCAGCACAUAUGCCUUGGCUGUAUGGUUUGGUUCAAAGAUGAUAAGGGAAAAGGGAUAUACUGGAGGUGAAGUACUGAAUGUGAUUGUUGCCGUGUUGACUGGAUCUAUGUCUUUAGGGCAGGCAUCACCAUGCAUGAGUGCAUUUGCUGCUGGUCAAGCUGCAGCCUAUAAGAUGUUUCUGACUAUUAGUAGGAAGCCAGAGAUAGAUGCUUAUGAUGAAAAGGGCAAGAUUUUGGAUGACAUUUCGGGAGACAUAGAGUUGAGGGAUGUUUAUUUCAGCUAUCCAGCCAGGCUGGAUGAGCAAAUAUUUGACGGGUUCUCUCUUUGUAUCCCUAGUGGCACAACGGCUGCUUUGGUUGGACAAAGUGGAAGUGGCAAGUCAACAGUCAUCAGUCUGAUAGAGAGAUUUUAUGAUCCACGAGCUGGUGAAGUUUUAAUAGAUGGCAUAAACCUGAAGGAAUUUCAGCUUAAAUGGAUUCGGAGUAAAAUUGGGCUUGUCAGUCAGGAACCUGUUCUGUUUGCAUCCAGCAUCAAGGAAAAUAUCGCCUAUGGAAAGGAUGGUGCUACCACUGAAGAGAUACAAGCAGCAGCUGAACUUGCAAAUGCAGCUAAAUUUGUUGAUAAAUUGCCUCAGGGGCUUGACACCAUGGUUGGUGAGCAUGGAACUCAGCUGUCUGGUGGGCAGAAGCAGAGAAUCGCUAUUGCAAGAGCAAUUUUGAAAGAUCCAAGGAUUUUACUUCUGGAUGAAGCUACUAGUGCACUUGAUGCAGAAUCUGAGAGGGUAGUUCAAGAAGCACUGGAUAGGAUUAUGGUUAACCGAACUACUGUUGUUGUCGCUCAUCGUUUGAGCACAGUGAGGAAUGCAGACAUGAUUGCUGUCAUCCAUAAAGGAAAGAUGGUUGAAAAAGGUUCUCACUCAAAUUUACUCAGAGAUCCUGAGGGAGCUUACUCUCAGCUUAUACGCUUGCAAGAAGUAAACAAGGACUCGGAACAAACGCCAGAAGACCAAAGCAAACCUGAAAUAACUCUGGCAUCUCUUAGACAGUCGAGUCAAAAAGCAUCGAGUCAAAGACUUUCGUUUGCACGAUCUUUAAGUAGAAAUUCUUCUGCAGGAAAUAGCAGCCGUCACUCAUUUUCAGUCGCAUUUGGUUUACCCACAGGACUAGGUGGCAUUGGUGUCCAAGAUGCUGCAUAUGAAGAAACAGAACUAGCACCGGAGGAACCUCCAACGGUCUCACUCCGCCGCCUUGCUGCCCUCAACAAACCUGAGAUUCCAGUUCUUAUUAUUGGAACUAUAGCUGCAAUCAUCAAUGGUGUUAUACUUCCAAUAUUCGGCGUGCUCAUUUCCAGGGUUAUAAAGACUUUCUAUGAACCACCUAAUCAACAGAAGAAAGAUGCAGCAUUUUGGGCAAUAAUAUUUAUGAUCCUUGGUCUGAUAUCAUUCGUGGUGAUCCCAGCACGAGGGUAUUUCUUUUCAGUAGCUGGCAGUAAGUUAAUUCAGCGUAUCAGAUUAUUGUGUUUUGAGAGAGUGGUUCACAUGGAGGUGGGAUGGUUUGAUGAGCCUGAGAACUCAAGUGGUUCAAUUGGUGCAAGGCUCUCAGCAGAUGCAGCCACAGUGAGGGCCCUAGUUGGUGACGCUCUGGCUCAGAUGGUUCAAAACUUGGCAGCUGCAGUUUCAGGUUUAGUUAUUGCUUAUAUUGCAUGUUGGCAGCUGGCAUUUAUUAUCCUCGCACUGCUUCCUCUCAUCGCAGUUAAUGGAUAUGUACAAAUAAAGUUCAUGAAAGGAUUCAGCGCUGAUGCAAAGAUGAUGUAUGAGGAGGCAAGCCAAGUUGCUAAUGACGCAGUUGGAAGUAUAAGAACAGUUGCUUCUUUCUGUGCUGAAGAGAAGGUAAUGGAACUAUACAGAAGGAAAUGUGAAGGCCCUAUGAAGACAGGGAUAAGACAAGGCUUGAUCAGUGGAAUAGGAUUCGGGGUAUCUUUCUUCUUUUUGUUUUGUGUCUACGCAACCAGUUUCUAUGCGGGAGCUCAACUUGUGAAGGCUGGCAAAACAACAUUUUCCGAUGUUUUCCAAGUUUUCUUUGCUCUCACCAUGGCAGCUACCGGAAUUUCUCAAUCAAGCUCCUUUGGCCCCGAUUCUAGUAAAGCCAAAUCUGCUGCUGCUUCCAUAUUUGCAAUAAUAGACCGGCCAUCAAAGAUAGACCCAAGUAAUGAGUCUGGCACGAAAAUUGAUGGUGGUGUGAAAGGAGAGAUUGAACUACGCCAUGUAAGCUUUAGGUAUCCAUCUAGACCAGAUACCCCUAUCUUCCGAGACCUCAAUUUAACUAUCCGCUCUGGCAAGACUGUUGCCCUGGUUGGUGAAAGUGGGAGCGGAAAAUCAACCGUUGUUGCACUGUUACAAAGAUUUUAUGAUCCAGAUUCAGGUCGUAUCACACUUGAUGGAAUUGAACUUGGAGACUACAACUUGAAAUGGUUGAGGCAGCAGAUGGGACUCGUGAGCCAAGAACCUGUUUUAUUUAACGACACCAUUCGCGCCAACAUUGCAUAUGGAAAGGAAGAAACUGCAACUGAGGCAGAAAUUAUAGCUGCAUCAGAGUUGGCCAAUGCCCACAAGUUUAUCAGUAGCUUACACCAGGGCUAUGAUACCAUAGUUGGAGAACGAGGAAUCCAGUUAUCUGGGGGGCAGAAGCAACGUGUAGCCAUUGCGCGUGCUAUAAUCAAGAGCCCCAAGAUAUUACUGUUGGAUGAAGCUACGAGUGCACUUGACGCCGAAUCUGAGAGAGUGGUUCAAGAUGCAUUAGAUCGAGUCAUGGUGAACCGGACAACAGUGGUUGUGGCUCAUAGACUGUCCACAAUCAAGAAUGCUGAUGUGAUUGCAGUGGUUAAGAAUGGAGUUAUAGUAGAGAAAGGGAAACAUGACAAUUUGAUUAAUAUCACCGAUGGGUUUUAUGCAUCCCUAGUUGCUCUUCACAUGAGCUCUUCAACUGCAUGAUUAACCUUGUUAUUCUUUUUGUAGUUGAAAACUUCUUGUUUGGUAAAAAGUAUAUCCACCUUUUUUCACCACGGAACACCCAAAUAGGCAAAUUAGAAAAGAUAUAUAUAGUGAUUGUUUUUUGUUUCUUUGUUUUACUAUGUUACUUUUGUACAUCAAUUCUAUUUACAGUUUUAAUUUCUGUUUAAUGUACUUUGAGUGAAUAAGAUA
Molecule: messenger RNA, 4278 nt
Organism: Fragaria vesca subsp. vesca
Lineage: Eukaryota; Viridiplantae; Streptophyta; Magnoliopsida; Rosales; Rosaceae
Product: ABC transporter B family member 4-like
Exons: 13
Coding region: 217-4068 (1283 amino acids)
Biological process (GO): transmembrane transport
Cellular component (GO): membrane
Molecular function (GO): ABC-type transporter activity; ATP binding; ATP hydrolysis activity
Source: RefSeq, a predicted model, not a curated record